Mangifera indica (mango) is the source of this 525-nucleotide messenger RNA. RefSeq names its product alpha-galactosidase-like. Gene Ontology annotation, biological process: carbohydrate metabolic process. The record is from RefSeq and is a predicted model, not a curated record. The coding region runs from base 1 to 525 and encodes 174 amino acids. The transcript is spliced from 6 exons. NCBI's taxonomy places the organism in Eukaryota, Viridiplantae, Streptophyta, Magnoliopsida, Sapindales, Anacardiaceae. Gene Ontology annotation, molecular function: hydrolase activity, hydrolyzing O-glycosyl compounds.
AUGAGUUAUGCAUUGCGUAAGGCUGGCAGCCAAAUUCUUUACUCCAUAUGUGAAUGGGGAGAAGACAAUCCUGCAAUAUGGGCCGGUGUGUAUUGUAAUACUUGGAGAACUACAGGGGAUACUGCAGACAAAAUCACAUCAAUUGCCGGUGAAAAUAAUAUUUGGGAAGAUAUGCUGGACCUGGCAGGUGGAAUGGUAACUGCGAAAAUACACCCUGACAUGUUGGAAGUGGGUAAUGGUGGGAUGAGCAUAGAGGAAUACCGUUCACAUUUUAGUAUCUGGGCACUCAUGAAAGUUUGGGCAGGGCCAUUAUCAAAAAGAAGAGUUGUGGCAGUGUUAUGGAAUAUAAGCAACUCUCAGGCUCCCAUAUCUGUUAGAUGGAGAGAAGUUGAACUUUCUCCAUCAGCUCAUGUUAUUGUUAGAGACUUAUGGGCGCAUUCAUUUAUUUCAAUGAAAAAAAGUGGUGGAUUGACUGCAAAUGUUGCACCUUGUGCUUGCAAGAUGUAUAUUCUUACCCCAGUCUAG